AUGAUUAGCAGAGCGGCGAGAGUGAGCAGAGUAGCUCGCAGUGGAGCGCUCAGUGGAGUACUUAGAGCCACCGUAUCUCAGAUGCGCAUUGGCACACCUGGCGCUAUGCCUGCUGCUGCCACCCCAUCACAUAUACUCAGAUGGGCUUCUUCUGCGCCAACAUCAAACCAACCACCGCCAGAAGCUGUAGAGUUGACUGAUAUCGAUCUAGCCAGAUUGCGCAAACAGCGCAACAUCGGUAUAUCCGCUCACAUUGAUUCUGGAAAAACAACACUCACAGAGCGCGUGCUUUACUACACUGGCAGAGUAAAGGAUAUCCACGAGGUCAGAGGAAGAGACGGCGUUGGUGCCAAAAUGGAUCAUAUGGAGCUGGAACGAGAGAAGGGAAUUACUAUUCAAUCGGCUGCCACAUUCUGUGAUUGGGAAGCUACUCCACCCGCUCUUGAAAGAUCUCUUACUGGUGAAAAAGACGGUAUGGGCGAGGGAGGCGAGAAGGAGCGCUACGCUAUUAAUAUCAUUGAUACGCCCGGACACGUCGAUUUCACUAUAGAGGUUGAAAGAGCAUUACGAGUACUCGAUGGCGCAGUAUUGGUUCUGUGUGCAGUCUCAGGUGUCCAAUCGCAGACUAUCACCGUCGACAGACAGAUGAAGCGCUACAAUGUCCCUCGUGUCUGUUUUAUCAACAAGAUGGACAGAGCAGGAGCGAAUCCAUGGAGAGUGAUUGACCAAAUCAGACAGAAACUCAGAUUGAACGCUGCAGCUGUGCAGGUACCAAUUGGAGCAGAGGACAAUCUGAGAGGAGUUGUUGAUCUUGUGAGAUGGAAGGCUAUCUACAACCACGGAUACAAGGGUGUGGAUGUCGUCGAGACUGAUGAGAUCCCAGCUGAUCUCAAGCAGUUCGCCGAGCAAAAGAGACAAGAACUCGUUGAGCAAAUUUGUGACGCAGACGAGGUUCUUGGAGACAAACUCAUUAUGGAGGAGCCUAUCAGUAACCACGACCUCGCUGCUGGUAUACGUAGAGCGGCAAUCACGCGUAAAUUCACACCCGUAUAUGUCGGCAGUGCAUUCAAGAACGUAGGUGUUCAGCCUGUGCUUGACGGUGUCUGUGCAUACCUGCCCGAUCCAUCCGAGGUCGCUGUCGAAGCGACUGAUACUAAGCUGCCAGUCAACAGUCCACCCGUCCAAGUCAUACCAGCAUCUGACGUUGCACUCGUCGGUCUCGCUUUCAAGCUCGAAGAAGGCAGAUUCGGUCAAUUGACAUAUAUGAGAGUCUACCAGGGUGUCUUGAAGAGAGGCGGCGUCAUCUUCAAUGCUCGCACGGGCAAGAAGGUUAAAGUACCAAGGCUGGUGAGAAUGCAUAGUAACGAUAUGGAGGAUGUCGACUCAAUCGGUGCUGGUGAAAUUUGCGCUAUGUUCGGUGUAGAGUGUAGCUCAGGUGACACUUUCACUGAUGGCACUACUUCAUACACAAUGACCAACAUGUUCGUACCAGAUCCUGUCGUGUCGUUGUCCAUCAAACCAAGUGGACAGGAGACGCCAAAUUUCAGUAAGGCUUUAAACAGAUUCCAGAAGGAGGAUCCGACAUUUAGAGUGCACGUUGAUAGCGAGUCGCAAGAGACAAUUAUCAGCGGAAUGGGUGAGCUACACUUGGAUAUUUAUGUCGAAAGAAUGAGAAGAGAGUACAGAGUCGACUGCCAAGUGGGUAAACCUCAGGUAGCAUUCAGGGAGACCAUCACGCAGUCAUCAGAGUUCGCAUACACGCACAAGAAACAAUCGGGUGGUGCUGGACAAUUCGGUAAGAUGAUUGGUAGGUUAGAGCCAAUGAGUGUGGAUGAGAAUGGCAAAGACGUUGGAUUUGAGAAUAGAGUUACUGGUGGUAACAUACCUAACAACUACAUGCCUUCAAUUGAGAAGGGAUUCCACGACGCUCUGGCUAAAGGUGCAUUAUCUGGACAUAACACGACAGGAGUGAAGAUGAUUGUCGAAGAUGGUGCUCACCAUCCUGUGGAUUCGUCUGAAAUGGCAUUCAGGAUCACCUCAGCUGGAGCGUUCAGAGACGCGUUCCAUAAAGCAUCACCAGUGAUUCUUGAGCCGAUCAUGAAGGUGGAGAUAGUAGCUCCAAUAGAGUUCCAAGGAUCGGUUAUUGGCGGGAUCAAUCAAAGAAGAGGUACUAUCAUAGACACAGAGAUUAGAGAUGAAGAAUUUACACUCAUCUGUGAAGUAGCUCUGAACGAUAUGUUUGGGUACUCGUCGAAUAUCAGAGGUCUCACUCAAGGCAAAGGGGAGUUCUCAAUGGAGUACAAGGACCACCAGCCAGUCUUACCAAACAUCCAAAUGAAGAUGGUUGAAGAUUAUAGGAAGAAGCAAGCAGAGAAGAAGUAG
This is a messenger RNA of Wallemia ichthyophaga EXF-994, 2382 nucleotides long. RefSeq lists its product as uncharacterized. Bases 1 to 2382 code for a protein of 793 amino acids. Gene Ontology annotation, cellular component: mitochondrion. NCBI's taxonomy places the organism in Eukaryota, Fungi, Basidiomycota, Wallemiomycetes, Wallemiales, Wallemiaceae. Gene Ontology annotation, molecular function: GTP binding; GTPase activity; translation elongation factor activity. The transcript is spliced from 3 exons. Gene Ontology annotation, biological process: mitochondrial translational elongation. The record is from RefSeq and is a predicted model, not a curated record.